This is a messenger RNA of Nerophis lumbriciformis (worm pipefish), 1365 nucleotides long. The record is from RefSeq and is a predicted model, not a curated record. Lineage: Eukaryota; Metazoa; Chordata; Actinopteri; Syngnathiformes; Syngnathidae.
AUGACAGACUCGGCCGACAAAGCCAUCGACGGCGACGCUGAGGGGGUUUGGAGCCCGGAUAUUGAGCAGAGUUUUCAGGAGGCCCUCGCCAUCUAUCCGCCGUGCGGCCGUAGGAAAAUCAUCCUGUCGGACGAGGGCAAGAUGUACGGUCGCAACGAAUUGAUUGCACGCUACAUCAAGCUGAGGACGGGGAAAACUCGUACAAGGAAACAGGUGUCUAGUCACAUACAGGUGUUAGCACGGAAGAAAGUGCGCGAAUACCAGGCGGGUAUCAAGGUUUCUAGCCACUUGCAGGUUCUCGCCCGGAGAAAAUCUCGCGAGAUCCAGUCAAAGCUAAAGGCGAUGAAUUUGGAUCAGGCGUCCAAAGAUAAAGCCCUGCAGAACAUGGCGGCGCUAUCGUCAGCACAGAUCGUCUCACCGAGCAUGAUCAAGAGUCAUAUUCCACCAAUGCCCCCCGCCGCCUACCAGCCAGGCAGAUUCUGGCACGCGCAGAUUCCGGGACAACCUGGACCCUCUCAGGAGCUGGUUCUAGAUCUCAACCCGGGAAGGACUCCUGGGCUCGGUCGUACCAGCCAAGUUAUCAAACCUUUUGCACAGCCCCCCUACCCGAGCCUAUCAGGUCCGGUAACGCAGUCCAUACCAAGUUACGAGCCCUUGGCUCCGCCCCCCGCGCCCACAGCCACAGCGGUGCCAGUGUGGCAGGAUCGGACCAUCGCCUCCUCCAAGCUGCGCAUGUUGGAGUACUCGGCCUUUAUGGAGGUUCAGAGGGACCCAGACACAUACAGCAAACACCUGUUUGUCCACAUAGGACAAACCAAUCCGUCGUAUAGCGACCCCCUCCUGGAGGCUGUGGACAUCCGGCAGAUCUACGACAAGUUCCCCGAAAAGAAGGGUGGUCUCAAAGAGCUUUACGAGAAAGGCCCUCAAAACGCGUUUUUUCUGGUGAAAUUUUGGGCCGACUUGAACAGCAGCGGGAUGCAGGACGGCCCCGGUUCUUUCUAUGGUGUCACCAGUCAGUACAGUAGCGCCGAGAACAUGACCAUCACUGUUUCGACCAAAGUCUGCUCCUUUGGGAAGCAGGUGGUGGAAAAAGUUGAGACCGAGUAUGCCCGACUGGAGGGUGGCAAGUGCGUUUACAGGAUUCACCGCUCGCCCAUGUGCGAGUACAUGAUCAACUUUAUCCACAAGCUCAAACAUUUGCCCGAAAAGUACAUGAUGAACAGUGUUCUUGAAAACUUCACCAUCCUGCAGGUCGUAACGAACCGCGACACCCAGGAGACGUUGCUGUGCAUCGCGUUUGUGUUUGAGGUGUCCACGAGCGAACACGGUGCCCAGUAUCAUGUCUACAGACUUGUGAAGGACUAA